AGGUUCGAGGUUCGUUCUUGCCUUGCGCCAGCUGCGGUUUCUCAGCAGCGUAUGCCCGAAUUUUCGUGUCUUGCGAAACUCAGGAAUCAGUUCUUUGGCCGUAUCCCACUUGCGAUUCUCCCUCUAGACCACCAUGCCUCUCUGCUUCACCUGUGCUUGGUGCUCGAAUUCCGAUCGGUUUCUAGAAUGUCUUCGCUCCGAGUCAGGCGGGAAAGCAUCAUUUCGACUCAAGAGGGUUUCCAAUUUCCGUCGCUUCAGCAUCGAUAGUACAGCCUGAGCGCUAUUCGGCUUGGAAACAUGUUUGGACAGAUUAAUUACCAUGGAAGACCCAGGAACGGUCCACCAGGCCCGCCAAGUGGACGAGGCCACAUGAACACAACUUCACCUGAGCAGUCAAGGCAUGCAGAGCUUGCACGACUCGCUGCAAAGCUGAAGGAUCUCUUUGAGCGAGAGAAGUUCACAGACGUAGUUUUUGAGGCCAGAGAUGGGACCAAGAUUGCUGCACACUGCAACAUCAUUGCACUGUGGUCGCCGGUGCUGGAGUCGAUGCUAGAGGACUGGACGGAUGAGGAGGACGAGAAUCCGGUGUUCAAGCUGGCUGACGUGGAUGGUCACACGCUAAGGCUGCUCCUGGCGUUCAUGUACGGCUUUGAUGUGACCCCCAACGCCGAUGCUCUCAAGCAACAUGGCCUUGCGCUGCUCGAAGCUGCACACAAGUUUGACGUCGCUGACCUUGCAGACAAGCUGGACCGGCAAUUAUGUGCAGUAGAUGUGGAGGAGCGCUCUCUGCUCCGAGUGCUGAAAGCUGUGGACCGUGUGGGCGCAACACGGACAAAACACGCCCUGAUUAACCACAUUACUCACUUUAUGGGUUCCAUAAAGGGCCAAAUCCUCAUCAAGGAAAUGACUGAAAGCAGUGACACGCAUGACAGGCAGCUGGCAUCUGAGAUUGCUGGCAGGCCUUCCCCCAUUCCCAUGUCCGUGCCGUCUCUAUGCAGUGGAAGAGCCCUCAGGAACGGUCCUACUGGUCAGUUAAGUGGACGAUAUGGGAACACGUUUGCAGCAGAGUCGCCGAGGCUUGCUGAGCUCGCACGUCUGGCUGCAAAGUUGAAGGAUCUGCUUGAGGGAGAAAAGUUCACAGACGUGAUAUUUGAGGCUGGUGACGGGACCAAGAUCGCUGCGCACCGCAACAUUGUUACACUAUGGUCUCCAGUGGUGGAGUCAACGCUGGAUAAUUUGUCAGUGGAGCAUGAUGAUACUCCUGUGUUCAAGCUGGGAGACGUGGAUGCUCAUACAAUGAGGCUGCUACUGACGUUCAUGUAUGGCGCUGAUGUGACUCUCGGGGCGAAAGCUCUCAAGCAACAUGGCCUUGCCCUGUUUGAAGCUGCACAGAAGUAUGACAUAGCUGACUUAGCAGAAAACGUGGACCGGCAACUAUCUGCAAUGAAUGUGGAGGAGCGCUCCCUACUCCGAGUCCUGAAAGCUGUGGACCGCGCUGGGGCGAGACGGACAAAACAAGCCCUGUUUUACCGCAUUACCCACUACAUGGAUAACUUCAAGGGCAAAAGGCUCGUCAAGGAAAUGAUUGAAAGCAGUGACCCGCAUGACAGGCAGUUGGCGAAUGAGCUUGUUGCUAUUGUUUGGCCAAGCAGCUACUGACACGCGCUUAGGAAAAUUCCUUCAAUGGCAGUGUACAAUUCUCCAGUUUCUCGGAGUAACGUUUUUAGUGGUUCUAAUUUUGCCUUCUUAUUCCUGCAACCUUGGAGAGUUGUUUGAGCCUUCACGUAUGCAGAGGGCGUGUCAUAAGAGUUAAUCUUACCGUACCUCCUGAUCCUCUCAGAAUAACGCAUUGACUAGAAA
Closterium sp. NIES-67 is the source of this 1860-nucleotide messenger RNA. The record is from the annotation of a GenBank genome assembly. Lineage: Eukaryota; Viridiplantae; Streptophyta; Zygnematophyceae; Desmidiales; Closteriaceae.